This is a messenger RNA of Protopolystoma xenopodis, 471 nucleotides long. Lineage: Eukaryota; Metazoa; Platyhelminthes; Monogenea; Polystomatidea; Polystomatidae. The record is from the annotation of a GenBank genome assembly.
AUGACAAAGGCAUCGGGGCAAACGACCAGAUUGGCAGAGAACAAAUCUGCUUUCGAAGAGAGUAUGAAGAGUGUGAUUGACACUUGUGUGCUACAGAGGAGAGAGGCAAGGAAAGAAGAAGCUGCAAAGAGCCGAGCUCGAGUCCCUCGGGCCGGUGUCGAAGCCGGUCCAACUCAGAGGCGGUGGUGGCGCUGGUGCACUUUUGGAGGCCUUGUUGCUGGUCGGUUGAAAGUCGGCUGUCACCGGUCACGAGACGAGACGAGACGAGGCGACACACUCCGCCCAAAGAAAGAACACAAAUCACAACUGCUCACACGACCGCUCCAUCGUGCACUUCCGGGCACCGCCCGCAAUCGCCUUCAAUCGGCCACAGUCCAUUCACGCUUUUCAGGUUGGCUCCGAAAAGACCGGCUUAAAUCCGACCUUUUUGUUGGUUUUUGCCUCCUCAGGCGCCGAAGUCCACUCACAUGA